AAGAACUUGAAUGACGUUUCAUUCAGUAUGGAAACCAACAUUUAUACAUUGACAGUUUUGUGUGUUUAAUCGUUAAUGUUUCAAGAAUAUUGGUUUGGAUCUCCAUGUUCUUAGCGAAAUACCUUGUAUUGUGUUGAUUCUUGUACCUGGACUUGAAUCGCAUGUGAACAAAACAAACCAUGGUUAGUUUUAAUGCAAUCGUGGUUGCCAUGUCAAGUCUGUUCGUACACAUGCCCGAAGGAGCAAUUUAUAAUUGUUCAGACAUUUUUCACAAGGUUGAGGUCAAUGACACAACACCCAUUGGGCAUGUAGUGGUUACUACCACUGGAAAUAUUACACAGUUUAAUGGAUGCGGAAACUUUUUGGAACUAUCGAACGGGAAACUUGUAUUGAAAUCAAAGCUAACGACGCUUUGUGCAGACGAAUUGCCUCUAUGUCGAUUCGAUACAAGCGACUGUUCGAAGACGAAUAUUCUACUUCUACUGACCAUUGUGCGAACCGCAUAUUACAACAUAUCUUACAAAGAAGAGAAUUAUACAGUAUCUAUAACAGAGAAUACGAAAAAUGCAACAUUGCUGCAAAUCGGUUCCGAUAGACUGGGAGUAAAUCUCGCGAUGGGUAACUGUUAUAAUGGAGAUGAAACCUCGUGGGAGCGUCAAAAAUCAUUCGCACUAAAGACUGAAUCUGUGCCGUUUUUCUGGAGGGCCUCAAGAAACAGAAAUUCCUUAUAUACAUAUGGCAAUAUCGAUUAUGAGAAACGCACUGAAUAUGCCCUGACAAUCGAAGGAACUUAUGUGGGUAUACAUGGUUCAGCAACAACGACAAUCUUUGUGGAGAUCAUUGACGAAGAUGACCAAAAUCCGACAUUCAACAUCAAAGACGGUAUUGACUACAGACUGGAUAUCGCUGAAGGGGACAACGCGACAGUGAAUAGACCAUACACUACAACGCCGGUUUUAUCCGCAUAUGAUCAAGAUUUCGGCAUUAACGCAACCAUUAAAUACAAACUAAGAACUAUUACCCCAUCUGCUGGUGCGCACCUUUUUACUAUCGACCCUGACAAAGGGACAGUCAAUGUUGCGGAAGUAUUGGACUAUGAAAAACAAUCGAAUUACCGACUCAUCAUCGAGGCUUAUCAAGUUGACAACCCACAGUCGCGCACCGCUCAAGCAACUAUAAACGUAAACGUCAUAGACAUAGAUGAUCACAAACCAUUUUUCCGACCGGAUGUUGACGAGGUGGUGUUAUUAGAACAUUCAGCCGUUGGUACACACGUGUAUAACGUGAAAGCCUUGGAUACCGAUGCAGGCGAAAACGGGUUUAUUACCUAUCGGAUCAUUGUCAAUACAGAGGCGUUUGAGCUUCUUAAAAUUGACAACAUUUCGGCAUCAUUGAAUGUAAAGGAUCCGGCGAAAAUUGAUAGAGAAAACCAGGAAAUCAUCACCGUUAUUAUUGAACCGUUAACACAACAUGGUGAAGCAGGUCAAAACAACCUAACAGUGAACAUUCGUCUAGAGGAUAUCAACGACAACAAUCCAGUUUUCGGUAUCCCUGAUCUGUCUGAGUUCAGUUUAACGUAUGUGAAUCAAUCUGCUGGAACGUCUAUAGGAAAGGUUGAGGCAACUGAUAAGGAUACUGGCGAUAACGCUCUUCUCGACUAUGAGAUAGUUAACGGGACCAUGAACGCAGGGAAUUGUAAUAACGAUAGUCCAUUUAUUCUCAACAAAACAACCGGGUUUAUUGUUAUGAGCAGAAGUAAUCUCCCAUGUGAUGGUUACCGAUUUGUUGUUCAGGCUUGUGACAAUCCUAAUAAUCCUAUUGCGAGGCGAUGCUCAAUUUCUACGGUUGCGGUUGCUAGGAAAGCCAAUGAGACUGUGGAUAACCCUCGUCUGGACAUAAACGUCACGGAAUCAGUUACCAUCGAUACUUACGUCGCUCAACUGACGUGUGGUGGCACAGGUUUGACGUAUAAAGUAAUACCCAAUAUAGCUGCAGUGCCGUUUGGUGUAUCUCCCAGCGGAAUUUUGAAGACGACUGGAGUUUUAGACAGGGAAAACAUUUCGACAUAUGAAUUUCUGGUGCAAGCCUACCAGUAUGGGCAGGUCAAAUGCAACUUCAACAUUAGUAUAAACAUCCUUGAUGUGAACGACAAUGCUCCUGAAUUUCACCCUGACACGUACAUACUGUACCUAGGAAACCCAACCGAAAAGGGGCUAAGCGUCGGAACAGUUCGUGCAAGUGAUUCUGAUAUCGGCGACAACGGAAUUGUGAAGUAUUCGUUCACAACCAGAAGGUUAGAUCAAAACGGUCAUUCGUACUUUAUCAACGGUUCAUCCGGGGAAAUCAGUCUUGUUAAUCAAGACCAUGUCAGAGAUAUUGAGCAACUUGGUGUCAUCGCGGCAGACCAAGGAACUCCACGAUACAAGGCUUCGGCUGUUGUUUAUGUCAUCAGUGGAGAUGGUGCUACUAGCUCAGUUCCACUGAACACGCCUCUGCAAAAAGGUCAGAUAACAAACAAGCAAGAAAUAUUUGAAAGGGGAAUUUCAGAGAUUUUAAACCAGAGCGUAGUCAUUUUACAUGUGGAUGCCUACGAAAAGUCUCCGCACAGAUCCAGAAUCUUCAUCACUCCUACAGAGAAGUCCGUCGAAACCAGCACACUUGUCAGACAGGUGUAUAAUAACUACGAAGAGAUACGGACAUUAUUCUAUUUUGCACUCGAGUGUGCGGACACCAAAAAUUCCGAUUCGGACCUGGGGGCACGAGAGAUAGGUCUCAUCGUUAUGGCGGUUGCUAUUCUGGUUGGAACAACUAUCGCGAUGGUCUUCAUUAGCAGGCAGUAUAACAGGACGAAACAAACUUUGAGACCAGUAACGGUGAUGUGGAAGCAAAAGUUGAAGACAUCAAGUCGGAAACGGAGGUAAUGAAAAGUCUUGAUCAGCGUUUAUGUAGCGAGGACAAUGAGCGUCAAACGGGUUUUAAUUCUGAAGAUAUGCCUGAUGAAGCAAUCGAACGCAAUCGUGAAACACCUGUAUGUAGUGAUCACGUUUCUUACGCAGAAAUGAAGAAAACGAAAAGUUAUGGCAGCAACGUCCUUGGAAAUACUGAAACGCAAUCUGAUUGCAAUGCUGAGCCUUUGCUUGAAGAACCAAACCCUGACUACGAUACCAAAAAAGUGAGGUUUAGCGAGCCACUGAAGGUAACGGAUGAAGCGAAAAACAUUCGAGAGGGUGCAAUACGUCAAAUAUGGAAUCGAAUGAGAAUGGUUACGAUGAAAAGGGCCAACCAUCUAUCAAAGGAGAUGAGUUAAAAAACAACGAAAUGCAUAAUAAAUACAACCCGACAAAAGACUUAGUUAGUUAGUUUUAUGUGUGUAUACAUGUCAAGCAUUUUACAGUUCAAUAUAAUCAAUGCAUUACAAUAUCGUUACAUGUUAAGUACAAUUACAAAUACUACGAUAUAGCUAACAUUGUAACUUCAAGUGUAAAUGGUGCCUUUGAUCACAGAUCUAACUAAUAUAACGACAUGAUGUAUGCACAGGAUAACCCGUAAAGCCUAGACAUGUAAACAUGAAUAAGCUUAUUUCCAACGGGGUCCCUGGAUUUUGUUAAACAGGUCUUAUAAGUGACUAUAAAUAUAUAGUUUGUUUCAGUUCUUAAGAUAAAAACGACAUGAUCUUUAAAUUAUUUCUUUUACAUAUUAAAAAAGUGAGACUUUCAAACGUUGACAUGAUAAUACACAGACUAAUACGAAUUAGCAUAAAAAUAAGCAAUUUCAUAAAAUAAAACAAAUCUAAAAGUAAAAAUACAUGGAAUUCUCGUCUUCCUUCAUUUCAUUUAAUAGAUGUUUCUUAACAAGUUUCUUAAAAGUAAAUUUCGAUUUGAUGGACUUUAUAUUAUCAGGUAAUGAAUUCCAAUCCAUUGUAGUAAAAUGAAGAACUAGUAAAGCCAUCAAUUUGAGGUACAUACAAAUUUAAUCUUGAUCUAUUCCCAUAUUGAUGGACAUCUAUACAUUUGACAAAAUUGUCUUUCAUAUAGCUCGGGCAUUUAUUGUAGAAAAUCUUAUCGAUAUGGUUAAGUCGAAGUUGCUUGUAUCUUUGCUCAAUGUUCAAUAAACAAAGAUCUUCAAAAUUCGAUACACCAAGUGAUGUUCUACUAUGGGAAUUGUAGAUAAAACGAACCGUUUUAUUUUGGACUCUUUGUAGCUUGUGCUUGAGCUGUUUCGUGAGCCCACAAAACCACGAAGAGGAUGCAUAAUCUAAAUGGCAUUGUAUCAAAGAAUUACAUAAACUUAUUCUAAGACUUUUAUUUAAGAAAGCACUUUGUAUAUUUAUUUACAAUAGAAGUACCAGACAAAUCAGCAUCCAAAAUCGAACCAAGAUAUUUUACAUGCGACUGAGAUUUUAUAACAUGAUCAUUACAUUGUAUAUUAAAAUUGUCCACCUUAGUGAGUUUACGUUUCCAACCAAAAAGAAUACACUCUGUUUUGCCUAGAUGGAGGGAUAGCUUAUUGUCUAUUAACCACUUCCUACAUGACUCGAGCUCUUUGCCCAAAACUUGACUAAAGGUACUAGGAUCUUUAUGUGAAUACAAAAUUGCACUAUCAUCAGCAUAGAGUAUUAGUUUACAA
This is a messenger RNA of Dreissena polymorpha, 4626 nucleotides long. RefSeq names its product cadherin-23-like. Gene Ontology annotation, biological process: homophilic cell-cell adhesion. Gene Ontology annotation, molecular function: calcium ion binding. The transcript is spliced from 26 exons. The coding region runs from base 180 to 2921 and encodes 913 amino acids. The record is from RefSeq and is a predicted model, not a curated record. Gene Ontology annotation, cellular component: plasma membrane. NCBI's taxonomy places the organism in Eukaryota, Metazoa, Mollusca, Bivalvia, Myida, Dreissenidae.